AGUUUCCGUCUCCGUGAUAAUCGAGACUCGAGGAACCGCAGGCACCAUGAAUGGGCUGACCAUCAGGGCCAAGAUCUCCGCUGACUCGUGAAUCGCAUCAGCUCAGCACGCCUUGGACUGGAAACAGGCGCUCAGGUUUUGUUUUUGCUGCAGGAGCGAACCGGCCUUCCUAGUAACUUAUGCCAGACGCUGCUCAUUCGUCGGCGCCAUCGUCUGUAGCUUAUUAUUUACUCCUCGACGACAGCAGAUGGUUUGCACGGGCUCUAGUUUAUGAGGCUCUGGACGAUUUAGUGUCCAGACGUUACGACCCCACCUUAUGACCCUCAUCUCACGGAAGCUUGAAGCCACAAGACUACUAGGCUUCGUGGUCAAUAAUCUAAGCCAAAUUUUCCAACAGACGUGUAGAUUUCUUGAUCUCGGCAACACCUGAGGCGAUUCGAAAGUCGUUCUUUUAUGGAGUACAGCCUCGUGGUGCAGCUGGUUACCAUGCAGACCAUCGCAACGCAGGUAUCGUCAUUCAGCCAUGGCGUCACCACCUUCACCACCACCACCAUCGCUUAGUGGUAGAAAGCGCAUCCCGUUGCUUCUCCAGCCGACCUCUUAGCUUCCUGCAGCAGAAGAUCCGCGCUACUGUGUGGAAUCGUUAAGUAUCUUAAGCGCCUGGUGCACCUAGUUAAUUCUAAGCGAUUCAGCUCCUCGAGCUAGCCGUUUCGAGCGGAUGGAAUUGAAGCAGCCUGUCGGUAGAAGCGGCGGCAGCAGGAGAGGGAAGCGGAGGCAGCUGUGUCAACUGGUUCCACCGUGGUGCCACGUCGGCAUGCUGCUGAUUCUUUUACUACUGCCCGCCUUCGGGCCUGCCCCUGUUUACGGGCAGAGCACCAACGCCGCUUCAAAUAUGUCGUCAACGGUGGGCUUCAUCAGCAUCGACUGCGGGUACCAGGGGAAGCCCUAUCCCUCGCCCCUGGGGUUCACCUGGCUGCCCGACCCCGCGUCUGUACCCGGCACGCCUGCUGUCAUCACGGCUCUCUCGCCCGAGGGGGGAGCAGGGAUGCUGACGAUGGAGGGAUCGCUGAGGGCGUUCAACAAUGAUAAGGAUGUCAACUGCUACCACAUUGUGCUCAGUGCUGCUGGUCGCUACUUGGUGCGUCUGACCUUUUGGUACAAGAACUAUGACGGCAAGAACUCACCGCCUGUGUUCAACGUGACUGUGGGGCCCGGAUCAGCGGGUCAGGUGGAUCUUCGCCCCAUAGGCGACACCAUGUAUACGCUAGAGGCCAUCACCACAGUGAAGGACCCCGCCAUGCCCAUCUGCUUCCAGCGCAUCGGGGCAGCGCCCCCCAUCGUGAACGCCAUUGAGAUCCGCCCGCUGCCAGCGAUGUCCUACAGCUACGAGCAGCUCAAGCUGGACGUGCUCGUCGUGUGGUGGCGGUUCGCUUGUGGGGAGAACCCAACUGAGAAGUCGUUCAGGUACCCCUCUGACCCCCUGGAUCGCGUAUGGGACAUCGACGGCAGCACACUCAAGGACCACUGGGACCUGCAACCCGCCAAUCUCACGCAGGUGGUAACCACCAGCGCCGCCGUAACCCUCCCUCCCCCCCCGACCAACGCCAGCGCCAGCACCCCCGCACCCCCUCGUCUCACCUCCUUCCCUAACGCCGUCCCCCAGCGUGUGCUGCAGUCUGCCCGCUCAGUGCUCACCCCACCUGCACUGGCAAACCGGGGCCUAGAGUACACCUUCGAUAACCUCGCCCUGGGGCGGUACUACGUGUUCCUCUACUUCUCCAGCCUCGCCCCCCCGCCUGCCUCCGCCUCUGCAUCCUCUGCCUCUGGAUUCUCCGAUUUGCCCGCAUCUGUCCACUCCUUGGCGCUUGCUCAGCUUGAUAGUGCGCCGAGCGGGACGAGCGGGGGGGUUACGGUGGCAGGGAACGGGCCAGGGCGAGGCAGUCCUCCUCCCUUUGCUCCUGGCGGAGGGGCAGGUGUUGGUAAUGGUGGCAGCAACGGCAGCAGUGGCAACAGCAGCGGCAGCAACGGCAGCAGUGGCACCACUGGCAGCACUGGGAGCACUGGCAGCAGCGGCAGCAGCGGCAGCACUGGCAGCACUGGCAACAGCAGCAGCAGCAGCAGCAACAGCACCAGCGGCAACAGCAGUGUCAGUGCCAGCAGCAGCAGCAGCAGCGACUUCCUAGGCGAUUCAGUGGUAACCGUGUUACUAAACGACCAGGCCUUAGAACGCCAGCUCAUGGUCAUCCCGCUCUCCCCCUCCACCCAGUGGGGCGGCCCCAGGGCAGGCUACGCAGCCAUCCCCUUCACAGUCACACCAGAGAUCCAGCUAAGUGUGAGACUUAGGGUGAAAACAACCGCUAAGAGCCGGGUUCGGCCAGUGACACUUAGCGGGUUGGAGAUAGUGCAACUGUUUGAGGAGGCGCCGGCAGUGGCGGGUGGGGAUGUGGCAGCGCUGGCGUGUGUGAAGACGCAGUUAGGGGAGCCGGCUGUUACGGAGGAGUGGCUGGGAGACCCCUGCUACCCUGUGACGUGGCCGGGCGUGCAGUGCAGCUUCAAGGCCAACAGCACGGCUGUUAUUGGACUGGACCUCGGGCACGCUGGGCUGUCGGGCUCCAUCCCUGCGUGCAUCAGCAACAUCUCCUCCCUCUCCUCUCUGUCGCUCAACGACAACUCCAUCUCAGGCAACAUCCCGCCCUGGCUGGGCUCACUCAAGCAGCUGCACUCUCUCAAGCUCCAGGACAACCAGCUUUCUGGCAGUGUGCCUGGGGAGCUCGCCCAACUUCCGGAAUUCCUGCACCUUGACCUCAGCAGCAACAAUCUCUCAGGGCCCUUCCCCUUCCCACCGACUGCCAGCACAGACAUCAACAUCGACGGCAACAGCUACCUCUGCCACCCUGAAAGCGCCUUCAACCUCCCCGCCUGCUCGGACUUGGGUCUCCCAGUCACGUCCUUGUCCUCCUCCUCCCCUCCCUCCGCCCCCUCGUCCUCGUCUCCACCCGCUGACUCCUCGCCUGCUAUGAGUGCUGUGGCGCUGGUUUUCCUCGUUUUAGGCAUUAUAUUGGGCAUCUGUAUAGUCGCGGCGGCGACGUUUGUCCUGUGGCGCUGGCAGAAGCUGCAGAGGGCGAGGCGGGCGGCAGAUGUGUACUCAUCGGGGGUGGGCAUGAAUGGGGAUGAGAAGGGAGGGAAGGGGGAGGAGAAGGGAGGGCAGGGUGGGUGGGAUGGGGAAGGGAAAGGAGGGGGUUACGAGGGUAAGGGACCAGAAGAGGCGUUCUUGGAACCUGUACAGGUGGUGGUCCACGUGACUGAGGAGAAGAGAGGAGAUGGGGGAGGGGGAGCGGUAGCAGCAGCAGCAGCAACAGUAGAAGGGGCAGGAGGAGGGGUAGGAGCACGAGGAGGGGAAGGGGAUGGGGCCGUGAAGGUGCCUGCUGCUGUUUCGGCAGCUGAUUCAACGACCCCGUUGCUGGGAGGCAGGGCCAGGGAAGAUUCCUCGCUGCUCCUCGGGUCUGGAAUGGGUGCAUCCGCAGCUGCUACCACCAACUCGUCUGCAUCCACCUUUGGCCCUGUCGCUGCUGGUGACAGUGGCGCGCUUGGUGGCGGUGGUGGUGAUGGUGGUGCUGCUGCUGCUGCUGCUGCUGCUUUGGCGGGGAUUGCUGGUGCAGCGAGUGCAGGUGGCAGUGGUGCGGCCCAGAAUGGCACGGCAGAUGGCUUCAGUGCUCAGGUGCAAUCUUCAUCUGCAACAGCAGAAGCACCAGCAGCAGCAGCAGCAGCAACAGCAGCAACAUCAACCCCAGCAGCAGCAACAGCAGCAACAUCAACCCCAGCAGUAGCAGCAGCAGCAGCAGCAGCAGCAGCGGCAGCUGGUCCACCGGGUGUGGACUCGAUGAUUCUCUUCGUGUCCCCCGGCUCCCACGUCCGCCGCUUCUCUCUCUCCGACCUAGCCACCGCCACCGCCAACUUCCACCCCUCGCACAUCAUAGGCUCUGGGGGCUUCGGCCCGGUGUUCAAAGGGAUAUUACCGGAUGGGAGAAUGGUUGCGGCUAAGAAGCGUGACGAGGACUCGUUACAAGGCGAGAAGGAGUUUUAUAACGAGGUGGACCUGCUGUCGCGCGCGCGGCACCCGAAUCUGGUGGAUCUGAUUGGAUUCUGCAGGGAGGCGGGGCAGCAGGUGCUAGUGUACCAGUUCAUGCCGCAUGGCACUGUGAGGGACCACCUCUACGACUCGAUUGGAAACCCCCUUGGGCACCUGCGCUGGCUGCAGCGGCUGCACAUCGCUCUUGGUGCUGCUAGAGGCAUCGAGUAUUUGCACAAGGGCAUGACCCCCCCCAUCAUCCAUCGCGACAUCAAGACCAGCAACAUCCUCCUGGACGCAAACCUCAACGCCCAUGUGGCCGACUUUGGGCUGUCGCGAGAGGGCUCGAUCAGCCGCACGCACGUGUCCACCAACGUCAAGGGCACAGCCGGCUACCUGGACCCUGAGUACUACACGGUGCAGCAGCUCACGGACAGGAGUGAUGUGUUCAGCUUCGGAGUGGUGCUGCUGGAAAUGAUUUCCGGGCGGCAGCCGAUCGACCUGAACCGGCCGAGGGACGAUUGGAGCAUCAUUGACUGGGUCCGGUCCCGGCUGCAGCAGGGGCACAUCGAGGCCAUCAUCGACCCAACGCUCUCCCCGACCGAAUUCGACAUCGAGGUCAUGUGGCGCGUGGCAGAGGUGGGCGUGGUCUGCGUGGAGCCGAAAAGUUUCAACCGCCCGAGCAUCUCGGACGUGUGCUUCGAGCUCACCCAUGCCAUCCAGCUCGAGGCCGCUGCAGGCCACCCGCCGCCCGGGUUGGCCCAUUCGAACAUCACGUUUGCGAGCAGCGGGGAGGGGAGUAGCAGCAGCGGACUUGGGGGAAGCAAUGGGGUGAUGAUUGUGGGGGAUGGUAGUAGCAGUGGGACAGGGAGUGUGGGGGUGGGAGUGGGGAUGGGCAGAGAGAUGGGAGUGGGGAGCAGCGGGAUAGGAGGAGGGAAUGGGAGCAGUAAUGCGGCAUUGCCUGUGUCGUAUCAGCCAGGGGGGGUGGAAGGAGGAGCGAUGCUUCCUGCUGCUACUGGGCUGAGUGCAAGCAGGAAUGGGGAACUUAAUGGUGCUCCUGCUUUUGCUCCUCCGAACCCUCUUCCGCCUGUCUUCAGCUCAGCAGCACCAGCAGGCUCGCGGUCGUACACUCGAUUCAGGUCUGCCUUCAACGGCAGCAGCAUCACCAGCAGCAGCCUUGUGUGAGGCGCCUCAACGCUCAAUGUGGGACCGCCCUCCCUCCACAGCAGCAGCGUCACUAGCAGCAGCCUUGUGUGAGGUGCGUAAAAGUGCUGCCGAAAUGGCAGCACCUUUGUGUGAGGCGUCUCAGAACUGCUUUCUAUAUCACCAGCAGCACCAGCACCAACAGCAGCAGCAGCAGCAGCAGCAGCAGCAACAUUAGCACCACCGCCACCUCUCAACCCAUCCAACCACUAUUUUCUGGCUCCCGUGCUCCCUGUUUGCGGGUUGUGUGUCUAAAUACCCCUUUUCUUGUGAUUGUUGCUUUCUUCUCUGCCUGCUGACUGGUUUCCUGAGUGCCAAUAGUAGUCUCUCCCUGGCUAACAUCUUUCUUGAGGUCUCUCAACAGCAGGCCGUGGGCUAUAGAGGGCCGGACUGCUGUUGAGCUGCUUCAAGCAGAUUCUGUUAUUAGUUGUUACAACUUACAACCUUUUUUCAUGACUGGUGGUUGUGGUUGCUGCUUGUUACCUAAAAAUCCUCAAGGUUGCGGCUUGCAGUCUGCGAAGCCGUGAGAACACAACACAUCCAUUUGUAACAGCCAGACAGCCAGACGGUUAGCCUCCAGUCCCAGUUUGAACUACCAUC
Messenger RNA from Closterium sp. NIES-67, 5872 nucleotides. The record is from the annotation of a GenBank genome assembly. NCBI's taxonomy places the organism in Eukaryota, Viridiplantae, Streptophyta, Zygnematophyceae, Desmidiales, Closteriaceae.